Messenger RNA from Fusarium sp. VM40, 1320 nucleotides. Lineage: Eukaryota; Fungi; Ascomycota; Sordariomycetes; Hypocreales; Nectriaceae. The record is from the annotation of a GenBank genome assembly.
AUGGAGAAAGCAAAGCAAGCCGUUUCUAGCUUCCUUUCCAACGACGGAAAGCACAAGACCACCGUUGACGAGGACGUCAGAGCGCCAGUUACCCAAGAGGUAGUGAAACCUCAUCAGCACGAGAGCGUAACCACUGCUCUCGACAAGGAGGUUCAUCAGGAGCAUCAUCAUACCACAGUUCAACCAAUCGCCCAUCAAGAAGUACUUCCUGAGCAGCAUCAUCAUAACAUGGCGCCUGUUGAGCACAAGGAGUUUCAUCAUGGAAACGAGCAUGACACGCGGGCCACCCUGGAGCGCGAAGCCGCCAAAUUCAAGGACACAACCACAACUCACAACACCACACGAUCUGCUGAGACUGCUCCUGUGAUGACAGGAGAACGAAUUCAUCAUCACGUGCAUGAGCACGUACAGCCUGUUAUCCAGAAGGAAACAGUUCAGCCUCAUGUUGUUCAUACGACAAUUCCCAUCCAUGAGACUCACCAUGCUGCCCCCGUGCACCACGGCACUUCCACCCUCCCUGUGAAGACUCUUGACGAGUUCACUUCUGAGCGUGGAGGACUUGCUGAGCGAGCUUCUCAGAAACUCACUGAGUUCGAGGGUUGCCCUAAGCCAUACCGCCGAGAACUCCAGGGCGAGCAGCUCGAGGGUGAUAGGAGCAUGCACCUCCACGGCCACGGUGACAACUACGGCGAGAACCACUCUCACGCUGGACGUGAGGGCCACGGACUGGGCCGUAACACUGAGGGUCUUGCCGCUGGUGCUGCCGGUGCUGCCGUUGCCGGUCGUGCUGGUCGCAAGCACCGCCACCCCCUCGGCCACAAGAACCGACGUGGGUCCAACUCAAGCAGCUCUCUUAGCUCCAGCGAUGAGGAGUCGCGCGGUCUAGGCAAGUCCUCCAGGUCGAACCGAGGUCUUGGUUCAGGAACUGGCACUGGUGUCGGAGCUGGUGCUGCUGCUACCGCUGCAGGUGUCGCGCAUCAUCAACACCAGAACCGUGAGGGUUUUCAGUCCGGUGGUCCUACUAUCCCCGGCGCUGGAGGUGUUGGUUCCGGAGUCGGAACAGGCCACACUGGUUCUCUCGGCUCUGCCAACCGCGGUAUUGGAAACCCCAAUACUGCUGGCCUCAACAAGUCACACACCAGUGACUACGACCAGGUCAAGACUGGCGGUCUUCACAACGACCCUUUGAACAGCAACUCUGCUCACAACCGUGGCGAUUCUGGCGUUGAUGUGCAGACAGGCAAGAAGCCUUCUCUCAUUGACCGUCUCAACCCCCUCAAGGAUGCUGAUGGUGAUGGCAAGAAGGGCCUUAUGGACUAA